CGGGGCUGCGGGCCGGACGCGGCGGCGCGCACGCAGGCCUUGCUUCUCCCGGGCCUUCUCCCUCACGCCGGCCGCAGGGCGGGCGCGCACGCCGAGUGACGCUCGGAGGAGGAAGCGCAGCCCCCUUCCCCUCCCUGGCUGCCCCUGGCCCAGCGGGAGCCCCCCCAGUGCGCCUGUGCGGAGGCCUACUUGAUUAUGUGUGCCCUCUCCGGGCUCCUGCGUUAGCGGCCGGGUGGAGGUGGGGAGGAAAGAAGACGAGGAGGAGGAGGAGGCGGAGGAGGCGGAGGAGGCGGUGGAGGGGAGGUGGGGGGAGUCAGCAAGGACAUGGCUCCUGACUCCUGUGCGGAACGUGAGUGACUGAGCGGCAAAGCCCGAAUGGUCUCUAGCGACCGGCCCGUGUCACUGGAGGACGAGGUCUCCCAUAGUAUGAAGGAGAUGAUUGGAGGCUGUUGCGUUUGCUCAGACGAGAGAGGCUGGGCCGAGAACCCGCUGGUUUAUUGCGACGGGCACGGCUGCAGCGUCGCGGUGCAUCAAGCUUGCUAUGGCAUUGUUCAAGUACCCACUGGACCAUGGUUUUGCAGGAAAUGUGAAUCUCAGGAGAGAGCAGCCAGAGUGAGAUGUGAACUGUGUCCUCAUAAGGAUGGAGCUUUAAAAAGAACAGAUAAUGGGGGUUGGGCUCAUGUGGUUUGUGCCCUGUAUAUUCCAGAGGUACAGUUUGCCAAUGUUUCUACAAUGGAACCAAUUGUUUUACAGUCUGUUCCACAUGAUCGUUACAAUAAGACUUGCUACAUUUGUGAUGAACAAGGAAGAGAAAGCAAAGCAGCCACUGGUGCUUGCAUGACCUGUAAUAAACACGGAUGUCGACAGGCUUUCCAUGUGACAUGUGCUCAGUUUGCAGGACUACUUUGUGAAGAAGAAGGGAAUGGUGCGGAUAAUGUCCAAUACUGUGGCUACUGUAAAUACCAUUUUAGUAAGCUGAAAAAGAGCAAACGGGGAUCUAAUAGGUCAUAUGAUCAAAGUUUAAGUGAUUCUUCCUCUCACUCUCAGGAUAAACAUCAUGAGAAAGAGAAAAAAAAAUAUAAAGAAAAGGACAAACACAAACAGAAACAUAAGAAGCAACCAGAACCGUCACCUGCAUUGGUUCCUUCUUUGACUGUUACCACAGAGAAAACUUAUACGAGCACUAGCAGCAACUCUAUUUCUGGAUCAUUGAAGCGCUUGGAAGAUACUGCAGCUCGAUUUACAAAUGCAAACUUCCAAGAAGUCUCUGCGCACACCACUAGUGGAAAAGAUGUUUCAGAGGCUAGAGGGUCAGAGGGCAAAGGGAAGAAAUCUUCAGCUCACAGCUCAGGUCAAAGGGGAAGAAAACCUGGUGGAAGAAAUCCAGGAACGACUGUGUCAGCAGCUAGUCCUUUCCAGCAAGGCAGUUUUUCAGGAACUCCAGGCAGUGUAAAAUCAUCUUCGGGAAGUUCAGUACAGUCUCCCCAGGAUUUCUUGAGCUUUACAGACUCAGAUCUGCGUAAUGACAGUUAUACUCACUCCCAACAGUCAUCAUCAACCAAAGAUGUACAUAAAGGAGAGUCUGGAAGCCAGGAAGGGGGGGUAAAUAGUUUUAGUUCCAUAAUGGGUCUCCCUUCGACCUCAGCUGUUAUUUCACAGCCUAAAAGCUUUGAAAAUUCACCUGGAGAUUUGGGUAAUUCCAGCCUUCCAACAGCAGGAUAUAAGCGGGCUCAAACUUCUGGCAUAGAAGAAGAAACUGUAAAGGAAAAGAAAAGAAAAGGAAAUAAACAAAGUAAGCAUGGGCCUGGUAGACCUAAAGGAAACAAAAAUCAAGAGAAUGUUUCUCAUCUCUCAGUUUCUUCUGCUUCACCAACAUCGUCUGUAGCAUCAGCUGCAGGAAGUGUAACAAGCUCUAGUCUUCAGAAAUCUCCUACAUUGCUCAGGAAUGGAAGUUUACAAAGUCUUAGUGUUGGCUCAUCUCCAGUUGGUUCAGAAAUUUCCAUGCAGUAUCGGCAUGAUGGAGCUUGUCCAACAACUACUUUCUCAGAGUUGCUGAAUGCAAUACACAAUGACAGAGAUGACAAUUCUACACUAACAAAGCAGGAACUUAAAUUCAUAGAUAUUUCUAGAUCAGUUGAGAGUGAGUGUAUUUAUAACAGCAAUGAUGUAGCAGUAUCAUUUCCAAAUGUAGUAUCGGGCUCAGGAUCUAGUACUCCUGUCUCCAGUUCUCAUUUACCUCAGCAGUCUUCUGGGCAUUUGCAGCAAGUGGGAGCUCUCUCCCCGUCAGCAGUGUCAUCUGCAGCCCCUGCUGUUGCUACAACUCAGGCCAAUACACUGUCUGGAUCUUCUCUUAGUCAGGCACCAUCUCAUAUGUAUGGCAGUAGAUUAAAUCCAAGUUCAUCAAUGGCAGCUCUUAUAGUUCAGUCUGAAAACAAUCAAACAGAUCAAGAUCUUGGAGACAAUAGCCGCAGCCUUGUUGGCAGAGGAAGCUCACCCCGAGGAAGUCUCUCACCACGAUCUCCUGUGAGCAGCUUACAAAUUCGCUAUGAUCAACCAGUCAACAGCAGUUUGGAAAAUCUGCCUCCAGUAGCAGCCAGCAUAGAACAGCUUUUGGAGAGGCAGUGGAGUGAAGGACAGCAGUUUUUAUUAGAACAGGGUACUCCCAGUGACAUUUUGGGAAUGCUGAAGUCAUUACACCAACUUCAAGUUGAAAAUCGGAGAUUGGAAGAGCAGAUUAAAAACUUGACAGCCAAAAAGGAACGUCUUCAGUUAUUGAAUGCACAGCUCUCAGUGCCUUUUCCAACAAUAACAACAAAUCCUAGUCCGUCUCAUCAAAUGCAUGCAUUUUCAGCACAGAAUGCUCCUACCACUGAUUCCUUGAACAGCAGUAAGAGCCCUCAUCUAGGAAACAGCUUUUUACCUGAUAAUUCUCUUCCUGUGUUAAAUCAGGACUUAACCUCCAGUGGACAAAGCACCAGCAGCUCUUCUGCUCUUUCUACUCCCCCUCCUGCUGGGCAGAGUCCAGCGCAGCAGGGCUCUGGUGUUAGUGGAGUGCAGCAGGUCAAUGGUGUGACGGUGGGGGCACUGGCUAGUGGAAUGCAGACUGUAACAUCCACCAUUCCUGCAGUGCCUGCAGUGGGUGGAAUAAUUGGAGCUUUGCCAGGUAACCAACUGGCAAUUAAUGGCAUUGUAGGAGCUUUAAAUGGGGUUAUUCAGACCCCUGUCACAAUAUCCCAGAACCCUACCCCCCUCACCCAUACAACUGUACCACCUAAUGCAACACAUCCAAUGCCAGCUACACUGACGAACAGUGCCUCAGGACUAGGAUUACUUUCUGACCAGCAAAGACAAAUAUUUCUUCACCAACAGCAGUUUCAGCAGUUGUUAAAUUCUCAACAGCUCACGCCAGAGCAGCAUCAGGCCCUCCUGUACCAGUUAAUGCAGCAGCACCACCACCAGCAGCACCACCCGCCGGAACUGCAGCAGCUCCAGAUCCCUGGGCCCACGCAGAUCCCCAUCAACAACCUGCUGGCAGGAGCUCAGGCGCCGCCCCUCCACCCAGCCACCACCAACCCAUUUCUUACCAUCCACGGUGACAAUGCCAGUCAGAAAGUAACAAGACUUAGUGAUAAAACUGGGCCUGUCACUCAAGAGAAAAGUUGACACUUGAGAAACCUCUAGAUCGCCUCUCCUGCUGCUCUAGCACUUCCUCUGGCUGCCAUUGCAGCCCUCCUACACCUAUGAAGAAAUGCGACAAGAAAUGAACUGCACAACAAAGGAUUAAUUGCCGCAAGGACUUUCUUGUAAGGCUUUGAUUAAUUUUCUUGUUGCUUUGUUGCACUGAAAUGGAAUUCCCAUAUAUCCCCCAUCCCUCAACCCAGAUUUUUUUGAACUUUGAAAAAAAAAUUUAAUAACUAACUUUUGUCAAUGAAAUAAUUACAUGCAAUGAGUUUAUCAACCUAAGAGGAAUUUAAUGUAGUUGGUGCACAACUAAUUUUGUUAUAAAUUGGAGAGAUGAACAGCAAAACUAAAGAGUUGUUCCAUUUAUAAACUUUGAUUUUGUUGUACCAGUUAGAAUAUGAAAUAUAGUAUUUUGUUUGGGUUACAGUAUGCUCGCUCUGUGAGUCAGAUCUUAGGACAAAUUUUAAGGAACUGUCCAAUAUCUUCUAUUGGAGUUUUAUUGGUUAAGUAUUGCAAAUUAAUAGGUCAUCAACUGGGAC
This is a messenger RNA of Mustela erminea (ermine), 4220 nucleotides long. It is a transcript of the gene MLLT10, whose product is annotated as MLLT10 histone lysine methyltransferase DOT1L cofactor. Lineage: Eukaryota; Metazoa; Chordata; Mammalia; Carnivora; Mustelidae. The record is from RefSeq and is a predicted model, not a curated record. Gene Ontology annotation, cellular component: nucleus. The coding region runs from base 376 to 3663 and encodes 1095 amino acids. Gene Ontology annotation, molecular function: nucleosome binding; histone binding. Gene Ontology annotation, biological process: regulation of transcription by RNA polymerase II. The transcript has 25 exons.